AUGUUUUCAAUAGAUAAAGGUGAUUGGUGGUGUGAUUUACAUCGUUAUGAUCUUUUAUUACAAUUGAUUGAAGCACUUGAAAAAUGUAUGUACAAUGUAUACGAAGGAACUGUUAAAUUCUUUUUUAUUAGAAAUAAAUCUACAUAUUGUGAAUGGCUUAAUCGUAUUCGUAUACCAAUUAUUUUAACAGCAGUACGAAAUUAUAAACAAUAUUUAAUGCAUGCGUGUUCAUUAGGUCAAGCUGAGAUACAAGCAUGUGGACAUGAAGCUGCUGGAAAUCUUGAACAAGCAGCCUAUGAAUAUAAAUGA
Molecule: messenger RNA, 309 nt
Organism: Rotaria sp. Silwood2
Lineage: Eukaryota; Metazoa; Rotifera; Eurotatoria; Philodinida; Philodinidae
Source: the annotation of a GenBank genome assembly